ACUGCGGACGGCGCAGGAUCUAAACGCUAGGCGCUUGCACGCUCGCUCGCUCCUUCGGUUGUUCGACGGCGUAUAGUCAUACGCCUGGUGUGACUUUUUCUUGGAGAAGUACACGCGCAUCAUUUUACCUGUCCGUAUCCCGUUUUGCAAACCGCGUUCUCAUAUACUGUGGUAUACAUGCGAUUGUCGGACGUCUGACAGUUCAGUACGAACGAUUAAGUAUUUCAAUACGCAGCACGCGAUUAUCGGAGUGUUCAUCAUAGACACCGACUACAAAACAUAAGUCCUUUCCCGCGGUUUUACGACUAUUCUGGUCAUUCCUGCUACGAUCGUGCGCGAAUUGCAGGAGUAUUAUUACUGUGUUUGAUCAAUUGACGGAUUUAUUUCUGAAAUAUACACUUAUUUCUAAAAAUAUUUGGUCGUAAAAUUUUCCAAGACUCAACAUCUUACUGGAAUAUACCUACAUAUACGUAUUACAAUAUACAUUUAUAUACACAUUGAAAAAUAAGGACAUCAAAGUGAUCGAAUUAUUGUGUUUGUAUUUUGAAGAGAAAUUGUAGUAAUUUCUCAUCACAACGAUCCUCGUGUUCAGCCGGCUACUUGCAGCCGUAUUCCCCCACCAUCUCGACCACUAUAGCGGCAAUCCUAUAGUCCCCCUUAUGUUAUACCGAGGAUGUAUAUCUCGUGCACAGUGACAUCGUGAUCUUUGGUGAAUAAGUGAGAUUUUACUUCGGUCAAUUUAUUAAUGUUUUUUGCCAAUUCCGUUUGACAAGUCUUGAACGGUGAAGUGCGCUAAUAAGUUUGAUAUCGGGUGACGUAAAUGCUUGAAAAAUAAUAUAUAUUUUAAUUGUGUCAAAGUAAUCAACAAGUAACCGUUUAAAUAAUAGUGUCGUAAAAUUAUUUGGAUGCUCUAAUGCCGUGGCUUUGAAAAGCAUUACAAGAAGUUAAGAAAUUUUAUACCACUGGACACGAAAUCAAGAAAAAAACAAAAGAUGAGGAAGCAAGGGAAUUCCAGUUACUUGUGCAUAACGCAUUGCUGACGUUGACGGCUCUCUUAAUCAACUUCUUGGGUUUGUACUCAAAGGAGGGAAAAGAGCAGCUUUAAAGUGAGGGCGGACGUCCACCCUGCGAAGAUCUCUUUCAAGAUCAUCGCCGUCGCGCCCGUUGUUGCUGCUUCCUUCUUUCAAGAUCAUUGUGUGCUCCUUUGUGAACACCUCUAUACUCAACGUUUUUCAUUCCUGUGGAGCUUUUAUAGAAAAUCAAAAACGUAGGGAAAAAUUUUAAGUGUGCAGAAAGGAAAAAAGUGGUUUGGUGGAGAGUGUGAAGUGAGACUCGUCGUUUAUUGUGGGAAAAUAUAGCCGCUACGGUGGCUCAGCACGCAGAGUUCCCCGGCGCGGCCAGGGCGUUCAUGGCGCAGCCAAGGUAUGAUGAUGGCGGGCUGCAUGGGAGUUACCUGGAGGGUGGUGGCGGAGGGGGAGCAGGAUUAUAUGAUCCACACGGGAGCGCUAGAGGUGUUCCAGGUCUCCACCACAGUCCACACAUGGGAAUGGGACCAGCCCACCCUCAAUAUCCACCACCUCCGCCUCAACCACCACAACACGUUCUCGCGGCAGCAGCAGCGGCUGCCGCGUCUGCAGUUCCUGAUGUUCACAAACGUGACAAAGACGCCAUUUAUGGACAUCCAUUGUUUCCAUUACUCGCACUAAUAUUCGAAAAAUGUGAGUUAGCAACGUGCACACCACGAGAACCAGGAGUUGCGGGUGGCGAUGUUUGCUCGUCUGAAAGUUUUAAUGAGGAUAUUGCAGUCUUUUCCAAACAGAUCAGACAAGAGAAACCUUACUAUAUUGCAGACCCGGAGGUGGAUUCGCUGAUGGUUCAAGCGAUUCAGGUCCUCCGGUUUCAUCUCCUCGAGCUUGAAAAGGUGCAUGAGCUGUGCGAUAACUUCUGCCAUCGAUACAUCAGCUGUCUGAAGGGCAAGAUGCCAAUCGACCUAGUAAUCGAUGAUCGGGAAAGCUCGAAACCACCAGAACUUGGGAAUGGUUUAGAUGGUGGACCACGAAGCACAGCAGAUAGUACCAGCCACACGGACGGAGCCAGCACGCCAGACGUCGUGAGUACCUCACCAUCGUCAACGUCUUACUAUCCGCACGACGCGAUUACCCCCCACCACCAUCACAACCACCAUCACCAUGCCAUCGGCAGUACCACCCCCUUGCAACUGAGCCAAAACCAAAGCCAAAAUCACCCGCCGCAGUCGAACACUACCCCCAGUAGCGCCGCCACAACUCCCAACUCCCUAAAGCGUACGCACCAACAGAUGAUGAUGGCAGCCGCGGCGGCCUCCGCGAUGGCCACCUCGCCGCACGCCGCCUCUGCGCCCCCAGCUCACGCGCACGCGCACGCCGCCCUCGCCGCCUACCACAGCAUCAGUUCAGCCGUUUAUCCGUGCUCGUAAUAGAUCAAGUCUAGUUGACAUCUCGCGGAUUGUACUUUCUCCAAAUUUGUGCUUUCAUCCCUCACUCUUAAAUAUAAAUACAACUCUUUCAUCACUUCAUCAUUUAUUGUUAUCUACUCUCUUAUCAUCGUCUCUCAUUGUUUCUUUUAUGCAGCAUCUUUCACUAAUUCCUACUCCUCAUUCCAUUAUUAUGCGUACGAUUGACUUCCAGUAGUCUUUGUGCUCUCUGCUAUUUGCAUCAUAUUUCCUUACCGUAGACUUUUUGCGCUUUAAUCCUCAUACUCUUUAUUAUACUUGACAUACUACUCUAAUCAUUACUAGCGCUCAAUUCUUAAUGGAUAUUUUCAAUGAUUAUCGGCAUGGGGCGGUAGGUCGUGCGCUGUCAACAGGAGGUCUAGGAGGAAAAAGCGUCGGCGGGGUUGUUAUUUAGGUUUAGAUGUCACGGGAGAGUCGAGUCUCUUUCAUGGGAGUAUCAUUUCUAAUUAAUCGAGUAUCAAAAUAAUUAUCUCAGUAAUUCAUAUUUUUUAAAUAUAUUUUUUUGUUUUUAUGAAAAUAUUAAUUUUUUUAUUCUAUUUCAAUGAUUAUUAUUUUAUAUAAUUUUUAUUACCCGAUUAAUGACAUUUGCGAGUCGGUUUAUCUACUUUUUAUUGAUAUACAGAUAAUAACGGGAAUCAAAUAAUACAUAGUCGAAAGGGUGGCGAGUCGAUUGAAAAAAAUAAAAUACAAAUGAUUCUAUACCUAGAGACAUGAAGAUAGACAUUAAAUUGCAUUCCGUUGCAAUGUACACACGGUACAUAUGUUGUAGUCGAAGUAUUUUAAUUGCAACGCUGACAUUCAGCUCAACAAGAGACGCUUUUAUAAAUACGAAUUGCUGUAAUCGUCGAAUUUCUGUGGAAAUUUAACUGGUAUUAAUUUUCUAAUAAAUUACGACGAACAGCUUUUUACUUAAUCGUGAUCAGGAUAUACGUAAUAGGCUUAAGAUCUCGUCACAAAGAAAUUUGUGUCUAUUUUUAAAUAAAAUUCAGGUUUAAUUAAAUAACAAAGUUUAAUAAUUAAUAUAAAUAAAAGAGUGAGAGAUAAUUAAUGGCUACUUAUAAAUAAAUCAAUUGUCGGAAAAAUGUAGAAUAAUUUUUAAAUUAUUAAGUGAUUAGCGUUACCAAUCGUCUUGUGCAUUAAGGGUGCGGAUAAUUGUCGCGAUUGUUUGUUCAAUGUUAUAAAUGAUUGUGAAUAAUGUGUAUAUGAUAAUGAAAAUUACUUGAUAAUCAUGUGUGAGUGACUAAAGUCAAAAUCGAGAAUAAUCAAAAUGAUUUUAUAUUAAUAACAAGUCAUUUAAUGAAAGAAACAAUUUUUGCGAAUUUUGUUAAUAUGUUUCUUUUGUAAAUAAAUUGAUUUAUAAAUUUAUUAUUAUUAUUAUUAUUAUUAUUAUUAUUAUUAUUAUUAUUAUUAUUAUUGAUUAUUAAUAAGAAUAUGAAUCAAUAUGUAUCGAAUUUAAUAAAUAUACAUAUGUAGCGAAAGACUCCGUAACACGUGAUUAAUAAUAAUCGUCAACGAAUCGAAAUUAUAGAAGAAGAAUAAAAAGUGCGUCCCAAUAAAAUGCGAAUCGAUUAAUUUCAAUUGACUAGGUCUCGGUACUCGUAACUAGGGAGUUGUGUGAGGUACAAACGUCCUGGCCGGCAGGGCACGCGAGGUCCACCCCCCAGCCCCCGUACUUGAGUCCCUUUUGACUUGUAGAAUAUAUGCAGAAACAAAUAUUUAUUGUGUGAUGCUGCAUUACUGUGGUGCCCCGUCUGUGGUUCAAAAUAAAACUAUAGAAAAAAUAAAACAUUUAAAAGAAAAAAAAAACCUGCACCCUCGAAAAUGCGUUCGUUUAUUCAAUUUCAUAACAUGUGGUACUAUUUUCAAUAUUCAAUUAUGUUGAACAUCUCACAAAAUUAUUAAGAAAAAUGACAUACACUUUACAUACAUUCAAUACAGUAAUUACAUCACAUGAACAUUUUUUUUUUUAUUUUUACAAAGUCAAAUCAGUCAAAGGUUUACGAAGUUAUUCCUAUAUACAUUUUUUUACAUGUGUAUUCGAAUUCUACAAAUAAUAAAGUGAAUUCGAGUACGUAUUGUAGACCUACAAGCGCAUGCAUUUGAUCUACAUAAACAUAUAUUUCACAAAAAUAAGGAGAAAAAAAAACACAUGGGGUGCAGGGUGCAUUGGCCAGGGUAGGGCAUCAUAUGGAGCAGCAGAGAAAUGGGGCUUCGUUUAUGUGUCGAAAAUAAAUUUAUUUAUCUAAAAAACAAAAAAAAACAAGGGAGUAGUUACUCAAAAAGUACUUUUAUUAUCAAAUUCGACACGCAACGAAUCCCCUGCAAGUUCUACGAGUCGAUGGUUGGAUCAAGUACGGUGUUGGGAGGUGAAUCUUGUGGCCCUGUUGGCUGGAACCCUAGUUACGAGUGCCGAGCCUAGGGCCGAGAUUUAUCUCGGUUUUUUGUUUUCUUGUUUUAAUCAAUUAAUUAUAUUCUACCAAAACAAUCAAAAUUACAGAUAUAUGGCAGUGAUUUGCGAAGGUAUUGUAACAAUAAUUCAAAAGUUAAACAAUGAAAGAAGAAAUUCCUGAUAAUAUUUAUUAAAAAUAAUUCUUACAGAAAAAUUUUUUUGAGCGUUUGCAAUAUUCUACUUUGUAAAGUAACUUAUAAUAUACCUCUCUAAAAAAUGUAACGUAACUUUUAAUCAAAACAAUAACUGUUAAUGACAUCUAAGACUAAAUAUCUGAGCUCAAAUAAUUUUUUUGUUGAAAAAUUAUUUUUAUUACAUUGCAAAACGUUUAAAUUUAAAUAAACAUAAUAGAAAAAAAAAGUUUUAAUAAUGUCUAGGCAUACACAAUACAUGUUCAUUUAUUUAAAUAUAUUUGGCAUAAAAAAUAAUAAAUAAAUUAUUAAAAAUUUACAGUCUUUUGAAAAUUUUUGUCUAAAUUAUCAACAUUCAUCAUUUGACAUGUAAAACGAAUGAGUGAAUACUGCAUGAAAUACGUAGAAACAAAAGAUUUAUAUGAAUGAAAAUGAGCCCGCAGCGACACAAAACUAAAAACGUGAAUACUUAGUGCCAUAGGUUGCAGUGGGCGUGCGCGCCAAGACUGUGUACUUAAUUAAUUAGAUAUGAAGAUAUAUGCCAGACGAGAGAGAAAAAGCAGUUGAAAAAAGGACUACGACAUGUAUUAUGAAGAGGAUGAUAGUCAUGAAUGCUACUACAUUCUAGAUAGGAAAUGCAAAUGUUUUCUUUUUUUGUUUAAUUGAAUAUAAAAAUAUUCGCUCACUUUUGUCUUGCACAUUGUCGUACUCUUUCCACCUACAUCAUGAUCGUCAUCAUAAACUUAAAUGCAUUUAUAAAUUAGCUUAGAGACGAUCUCUGUAUAUUACCAGAGAUUUAUAGCUAAAUGAUUGAGAACUGUAAAAAUUGAUGACGACAAGGUACAAGUGCUACGACAUUGUAUCAGUCAAAGUAUCCGUGAUAUAGUUUUUAUUCUAAAUGAAUUUUCAAAGAGAAAUCUAUCAAUUUCUUUUGAAAAUUCAUCGAAUAAUUAACUCAAGCCUGACCAGUUAUGUGCGGGAAUUAAUGAGCAUUUGUUGAUGUCGUAUAGUUACGUUUUUUUUUGUUCGUAUUGUUUCUGUAAUUUGUUAAUGUUUACUAUUAAUAAUAAUAAUAAUAUUGAUAUUGAUAAUUAACAUAAAUGCGGUGAAAAUAUCGCAAUGACUCAUAUAUAUAUAUAUAUAUAUACGCGAUUGAAAGAGAGAUUAUAAUAAAUAAUUAAUAGUAAAUAACAAUGAAUAUACUGAUAUAAUUGGAUGUGAAAAAUUAUAUAUAUAUAUAAUAUAUAUAUAUAUAUCAGAAUUGCAAACGUGAAUACAAGUAUAUCUUUUGAAACAACAAAGAGAGAGAGUGACAAAUGAAUAUUGAAUAAUGAAGAAUGAGAGAUAAUUGUAAAUGUAUGUGUGCUGUGUACACUUUGAAAUUUAUUCGUAAUAUAAUAAGACAAAAAAAUAAGAAUGAUUUAAAAACAAACUCACUCGCACAUUGUAUACGAUUAGCAUUAUAGUGAUAAUAUAUUACCGAUAAUAAUACUGUUCAAACUAUUGUCUCAAUCAACGUAUUUUCAUUAUUAUAUAAAUAAAUGUUAGCCCUGUUGAGUUAAAAAAA
Chelonus insularis is the source of this 6638-nucleotide messenger RNA. RefSeq names its product homothorax (gene hth). NCBI's taxonomy places the organism in Eukaryota, Metazoa, Arthropoda, Insecta, Hymenoptera, Braconidae. The transcript has 6 exons. Bases 1409 to 2455 code for a protein of 348 amino acids. The record is from RefSeq and is a predicted model, not a curated record.